AUGACGUAUGAAAACGUGUGGUUAGAGCAACAUAAUCAAGAAAUACCACGUGGCAAUUCCUAUCUUCCUAUAAGACCAAACGGUUCUGUCACUUGGGCUGUUAUUAGGAAUAACAUGGAGGGUCUCAUACCGUUUGUUUACAGAGCCUUCAUGCAAAUCCGUUAUGGCGACGACUCGUCGCUUUCUUCUUCUUACUACGUACGUCUACCGGGAGAUUCAGGCCGGUUCGAGAUAUCCGAUAUCGAAGUGUCGGGUCAUGGAUCUUCUUCCAAUAUGGCGUCGUCAAAGACCACAACCACGACCACUACGUUUACUGGAGGCCAGUCACCUGUUCAUCGCCGGGUCGUGACAUGAUGCUAACGCGCUCCUAAGGGAACCUGAAGAUGCGCGUGAGGGAAAGGGUUCGUGACUUUGUGAUUACUACAUGGCUAGGCUUAGUUUCUGAUAUUUUUUAUGAGUGCUUGGACUGGUCGAAUAAACCUGAUGUAAUAAUCGGGGUGGGGAGAUUUAUUCUCUAAGCGUGGGAUUUUAACCAAAGGGUGGUCUCGUGGCUUUGAUGUGUUUAUUUCAAGAAACUUUUAACUGUAUAAAAACUAUAUGAAUGGUGUGGUUUACUCGUGAGAAAUUAUAUGCUUGACUUUUGCUAUUACAACAUCGUUAAUUAAUUAACCUGCAGAUGUUAUAAUCGGGAUGGGAAGAUUAACUCUCUAAAUAAGCGUGGCAUUUUAACCGAAGGGUUGUUCCGUGGCGUUGAUGUGUUUAUUUCGAGGGACUUUUAAUUGUAUAAAACUAUAUGGACGUUUUGUUUUUG
Molecule: messenger RNA, 811 nt
Organism: Eruca vesicaria subsp. sativa (arugula)
Lineage: Eukaryota; Viridiplantae; Streptophyta; Magnoliopsida; Brassicales; Brassicaceae
Source: the annotation of a GenBank genome assembly